GUAUUAGGAUUAGGGGGUUAGGGGGGUGGGAGGGGUUAAUUAGGUUAAUUGUGACAAAAUUGUAAAUAAUGUAAAUGGCGAGUUAAGAUCUGUUAGAAAAAGGGUAGUUGGUGAACGUUUUGGGAAACUCAGGGGUAUAUGGUGAAUUUCUGACAAUUCGAGGGUAUAUGGUGAAUUUCGUGAUUUGUCGGAGUUGUAUGGGGAAAAUCGUUUUUUUUUUAUUUAUUAUUUUCUCUCUUUUCUCAAAUGUAGAAUCUAAAUAUUAUUAUUUUGACACCAAAUGUGACAUCUAAUUAAACAAUUAAUAUAUAUUUUUUUUUUCUUGAUUUCAAAUAGGGAGAACAAAAUAGAAAUUAAAGGAGGGAGUGUAAAACUAAGUCUUGGCUUUUGAAGAUAAAAAAAAAUUAGAGUCGUCUUUAAUAGAAAGUAUGAUAGUUUGGUCUAUUUAAAUAGGAACCGAUUUUUGUUUACCAAAAUGGAAUCCAAGCCUAUUGUGGCUGAGCUCACUCUACUCCCAAAAGCAAAAACAAAAAAUCUCGUUGAACACGGUUUCCUCUGAAGUCUUGAUGGCUUCAAUCAUGAGAGCAGCUGCAACUGCAACAGCAACAGCAACAGCAACUCCUAGCUCCCCUUUCCUAAAAUCUACCUCAAUAAAUCAUUACCAUAACUACCUUAUAUUUACUAAUUACGCGCCAAUUCUCUCACCUCAUCAAUUCAAAUCUUUAUCUCUUUCCUCCUCAUCUUCAUUUAGACUAAAUUGCCGGGGCACAGACAUGCGGGACGAUCAUUCUCUCACCACCAUGGCUGCUGCAUACUCCGUCCUCGGACUCGAACCCGAUUGCUCUGCUGCCCAACUCAAGGCUGCUUUCAGAGCCAAAGUGAAGGAAUUUCAUCCUGAUGUGAGGAACAAUCAACACAAUACUGAUUUGAUGAUUCGUCGUGUGAUUCAAGCGUAUGAGAUUCUCUCCAACAUUAGCAGGUCAGAGAUAAUUGAAAGCGAAUGUUUAGAUCCUUUUGACAAUCCAGAAUGUGAGGCAUUUGAUAUCUUUGUCAAUGAAGUUUUGUGUGCUGGAAAAGGACAUGACGAAGAUUACCAAGUGCAGUUAGCUGUGGGGCAGUGCCCAAGAAGUUGCAUUCACUAUGUAACGUCUUCUCAGAGAAUCAUACUGGAGGAGCUCCUUGAUAGUAUAAUGGAUACUCCAUAUGAUACCUCAGCUGAAGCUGACUUGCUUUACUCUCUCAUUAUCAAAGCCAAGUACGAAAACAACCGAUACCAAAAACCAAAGGAGCAACCUAAAGCAUCUACUAAACAUGUAGAUUGGUUAUGAAAUCAUAUCAUAGAAACAAGGACAAGGUAGAACAAGGAAAUGAUAUCCUUAAGGCUAAAGAUUUUGCCAUGCAUAUGCAGCUUCAAGACUUAGCUUGCAUGAUUAAAAUUCUAGUAUGCCUGAUCCUUGAAAUGCAAUGAUUCCACUCUAUUGUAGCGGUAUACACUCAAAUUUGGGUACUCAUAUGUGAUACUUGAACACAUCUUAAUAUUCUACGAGUCUUAUGUAGAAAUAAUUGAUAAAGGCCCCCCUUGUAUCAAAUUGUAUUCCUUUUGUUCACUUCAUAGAUCAUGAUUGCUUUUCCAUAAUUUCAA
Molecule: messenger RNA, 1642 nt
Organism: Beta vulgaris subsp. vulgaris (sugar beet)
Lineage: Eukaryota; Viridiplantae; Streptophyta; Magnoliopsida; Caryophyllales; Amaranthaceae
Exons: 6
Coding region: 567-1328 (253 amino acids)
Source: RefSeq, a predicted model, not a curated record